CUUUCAAACACACUUAUGCUUAUCUACUUGCAUAUGCAGAGGCGGUUGAUGAUACAUAUACAUGGCUCACACUACAAAUAUUCCCGGACCCUCAUUCAGCCCCUACCACCAAACAACCAACUUUCAGGUUUCUGAUGAUUUCUUCGAGUACUGGACGACUAACGACGUCGAGGAUGUUUUUCCGGCAUUCUCUUCCCUUUCUGCAGGUUAUAAUUAUUCUCAACUCCUGAAUCAUACGCCCAAGCCCAACGACAUGCCGGCGGUCAACAACAAUUGCUCUCAUGAAGGGGUCAUCAAUAGAGAUAGAGAGAAGGUAGCAUUCAUAACCAAGUCAGAGGUUGAAAUACUGGAUGAUGGGUUCAAGUGGAGGAAGUAUGGUAAAAAGAUGGUGAAAAAUAGCCCAAAUCCAAGGAACUACUACAAAUGCUCAGUGGCAGGGUGCUCAGUGAAAAAGAGAGUUGAAAGAGACAAAGAGGAUCAACGGUAUGUGGUGACGACUUACCAGGGAGUCCACAACCACCAACCUCCUAAUCAUCAUCUCUAGCUUGCUACCUUUGUUUCACUACUACUGUGGCUUUGGCUUCUCAAGAUUAAUGAAUUAGACUGAAUAAUAUUGCAGAUGUAGCAUCUGAAACAACCAAAAUAUACCUAGCUAUGUAUGGAUUCAGGGGCACUAAAUUGAAUUUUCUAUUUCAAAUAAUGUUGCAUCUUAUAUAUAUAUAUAUAUAUUU
Sesamum indicum (sesame) is the source of this 731-nucleotide messenger RNA. RefSeq names its product putative WRKY transcription factor 56. Lineage: Eukaryota; Viridiplantae; Streptophyta; Magnoliopsida; Lamiales; Pedaliaceae. Gene Ontology annotation, molecular function: sequence-specific DNA binding; DNA-binding transcription factor activity. Gene Ontology annotation, biological process: regulation of DNA-templated transcription. The record is from RefSeq and is a predicted model, not a curated record.